GCAGUCGCAUAACCAUCUGCUUACUUCAAUUCCACAGUCAUUGAACGGCUUUGUACUCGACUAGUAGUAGUUGUCUGCUCAACCUAAUACCAUUUGGAUUAUAUUGUAGUAGUUCACAUAGUUCUUCUGACUCUUCUGAGAACAUCAUAUCACCAAGGGUGUGGUUUUUGCAUCGUUUUUUUUCGAUUUUUUUUUUGACGUACACAUCUGUGAAUUGUCAAAUCGUUUUGUGGGAUUUAUCCACCAAAUUUAAUUCGUUUAAUAUCACCAAACCAAUUUCAAGUCAUAAUGUCUGAAGCACCAUCCUUAAAAGAUUUACCACGUGUCGCUGGCGACCUCAAAAGUGAAUUGGAAACAUUUAACACAACGUGCAUGAAAAAGGCCGAUACACAAGAAAAAAAUAUUUUACCAUCUGCAGAAGAUGUAAUCGCAGAAAAAACUCAAAAAACAUUAAUUGCUGGUAUCGAAAAAUUCGAUGCCACUAAAUUAAAACAUACUGAAACUCAAGAGAAAAAUCCAUUACCAGAUAAAGACGUGGUUCAAGCAGAAAAAGUACAUCAAAAUUUAUUAAAUGGUGUUGAACAUUUUGAUAAAUCAACAAUGAAACAUGCAACAACUCAAGAAAAAAUUUGUCUGCCCGAUUCAGAAGUUGUUCAAGCCGAAAAAGUACAUCAAAAUUUAUUAAAUGGUGUCGAACAUUUUGAUAAAUCGACAAUGAAACAUACGACAACUGAAGAAAAGAAUAGUCUUCCAGAUACUCAAGUAAUCGCUCAAGAAAAAGACCAAUUAAAAUUGAUUGAAAAUGGCAAAUAAAAAGAUUUAAAAACAAAUAUUAAAAAUUUGCUUCGACUAUAAAAAAAGAAAUUCGUGUCAACAUCCACAACAAAAUGGGGAAGCAGAUUAUUUUUGAACAUAACAACAACAAAAAAAAAAAAACGAUAUAAUAAUUUAAUUAAAAAAAAAUUAAAAUCUUGGAAAAAAAUCAAAUCAUUUUUUUAGUCUUUCAAUUUUUUUAAAACUAUUCAAAAAAAAAGAAACAAAAUGCCAUCAAUUCAUUAUCAAAAAAAAAUAUCAAAUCUUCCACUGAAAAAUGUGGCCAUUUGUAAAUCGGUGCUCAAUCCGUUCAUUCCUGUAUUAACAUUACAUAAUAUAUUUAUAAAUAUAUAUAUAUUUGAUAUAAUUUUUAAUAGUCUUUUCUAGUCUUGCUGAAAAUUUAAUUUUUGUUUUUGUAUUCUAUAAGUCAUUCCAUAAAAAAAAUCCCCGAUGUCUACUCAGACGUUAACGUGAACGUUGAUUCCAACGGUAAAUGAGGUAUUCGAACGACUUUCGAUGUUGACUUGAAUUAUUCUAGAAACAUCAAUUAUUCGUUGCUACCUUUAAUGAAUUUAACGCCUACGAUUUUAUUCAUGGCGCCUUAAAAACCAAUUAAACACCAUGGAUUGAUAUAUGUUCUAAAUGAUUCAGUCGUUAGGACCUGGUGUGAUGUGUUUGAAGCUGAAAAUUUUCGUCUCAAUCAUCAGAAGAUUCUCCGUUAUUAUAUUUUCAUCAUAAUUUUGACACUUGUCAGCUAUUUUCGAAUAAUUAAUGACGUCAUUAAACACUUCGUUGAAAACUAUCAUAAUUUUGAUAUCCAUAUUUCCACCAUAUUGAAAUUAUUCAUGACGUCAUAAACCCUAUAACGAAUUGAUAUAUUUUCUAAGCCAAUAAGACCUGUUACUUAAUACUCACGAAGUGUUUUGCCAAGAAGAAUUUAGUCGUAAUUGAUCAUGAUGUCAAAAAAUUUAUAGAAUCAAACGUAAAUUCACGAUAGCAUCUGAAUAGACACGAGGAAUAAAAAAAAAGCUUCCUACAAUAAUAGGCCAGAUUUUUUUUUUGCUUUAAUUAGUAGAGCGUUGUUUGAAGAGUGAGACAGCAAGAUUUUGAAUUAGACUUUUAUUUUAUAAUAAUGCCUAAAACAAAAUAUAUUUAAUUUGCUAUAGUAAUAUUCUCGCGUCCAAAAAAAAAGCAUUAUUUAAAAAAAGGGGGGCUGAUCCGGGAUACUCUCAAAUUUAACUUACUUUGCGGUGAUAUUGUUCUUUUUUUUUUAACACAAAACGGGGAAAAUUUUGUUAGAUAUGUAUUGAUGACCUAAAAAGGAAAUAUAAAGUGUACAAAAAAAAAACGUAC
Chrysoperla carnea is the source of this 2166-nucleotide messenger RNA. RefSeq names its product thymosin beta (gene cib). Bases 289 to 813 code for a protein of 174 amino acids. Gene Ontology annotation, biological process: actin filament organization. Gene Ontology annotation, molecular function: actin monomer binding. The record is from RefSeq and is a predicted model, not a curated record. Gene Ontology annotation, cellular component: cytosol. Lineage: Eukaryota; Metazoa; Arthropoda; Insecta; Neuroptera; Chrysopidae. The transcript has 6 exons.